Mauremys mutica (yellowpond turtle) is the source of this 1623-nucleotide messenger RNA. RefSeq names its product zinc finger DHHC-type palmitoyltransferase 16 (gene ZDHHC16). Bases 163 to 1290 code for a protein of 375 amino acids. Lineage: Eukaryota; Metazoa; Chordata; Testudines; Geoemydidae. Gene Ontology annotation, molecular function: palmitoyltransferase activity. The record is from RefSeq and is a predicted model, not a curated record. The transcript is spliced from 11 exons. Gene Ontology annotation, cellular component: Golgi apparatus. Gene Ontology annotation, biological process: protein palmitoylation.
AGGGGAGAGACUACGGCUCCCAGCCUGCACCGCGGUGGAACCCGCACAUGCGCAGUGGGGCCAAGGUGCCGGGGAGAUGCCUGGCCGGCGGUGACGGCUGGGGCCGGGGCAGAUGGAGGCGGAGCGCGGUCCGGUGCGGGCGGCAGGCUGUGCGCGGCAGGGAUGAGGAGCCGCCAGCGGGCGUUCUCAGCGGUGAUGCGGCUCUGUGUGAAGUGCCUGCGUGUGGGCCGGCGGUGCAGGUUCAGGCUGGCCUGGCGGGCGCAGCAACUGUGGCGCUACGGGCACCUCUGCCUGCGCUCCCUGCUCUACAACUCCUUCACCAACAGCGACGUGGUGCUGGACUCCCUCUUCGAGCCCAUCUACUGGCUGGUGGAUCACGUCACUCGCUGGUUCGGUGUGGUGUUUGUGGCGCUGGUGAUCGUGCUGACAAGCUCCAUCGUGGCCAUUGUCUACAUCUGCCUGCUGCCCGUCAUCCUGCAGAGCUACCCGCCCGGCUGGAUCUGCUGGCACCUUGCCUACGGCCACUGGAACCUGCUCAUGAUCCUCUUCCACUACUACAUGGCCAUCACCACCCCGCCAGGGCACCCCCCGCAGGCCAAGAGCAACACCGUGGCCGUCUCCAUCUGCAGGAAAUGCAUCUCCCCCAAGCCUGCCCGCACGCACCACUGCAGCAUCUGCAACAGGUGCGUGCUGAAGAUGGACCAUCACUGCCCAUGGCUGAAUAACUGCGUGGGCCACUACAACCAUCGCUACUUCUUCUCCUUCUGCCUCGUCAUGACCAUGGGCUGCGUCUACUGCGGCAUCAGCAGCUGGGACAUGUUCCGGGAGGCCUAUGCUGCCAUUGAGAGACUGAAACGGCUUGAGAAGGAGACACUGCAGGUGGCUGCCAACCAGACAUACUACCAGACGCCGCCCCCCGCCUUCUCCUUCCGCCAGAGGGCCUUCCACAAGAGCAUAGUCUACCUCUGGGUCCUGUGCAGCUCAGUAGCCCUGGCCCUGGGGGCCCUCACGCUGUGGCACGCUGCCCUCAUCACCCGAGGGGAGACCAGCAUCGAGAGACACAUCAACAAGAAGGAGAGGCAGAGGCUGCAGAAGAAAGGCAGAGUGUUCCGGAACCCCUACAGCUACGGCGCCUGGGCCAACUGGAAGGUGUUCCUGGGAGUGGACACGCGCAGACACUGGCUCACCCGGGUCCUGCUGCCGUCUACACACCUGCCCCAUGGAACUGGCCUGAGCUGGGACCGUCCUCCCUGUGUGACAGAGCCGCGCACCCCCCUCCUGGCCCUCUAACAGACGCGGGGGCAGAGGUGCAGGGUGUGGAACCCGCCCCAGCAGAGCCUGGCCCCACUCCAGCCUGGCACUAGCAGAACCUCCGCAGGGGUGUGCAGCCUGAGGGAACGCACCAGCUCCGCUCACCAGACCCCUCCAGCAAGCCCCAGCGUGGCUGCAGGCAGCCCGUGGCACUGGGGGGCACAUGCUGCAGUCUGGACACACAGGGACAGGCGGGCAGCAUGUGCAGGGCAGGGCACCGCCCAGGGCAGCAGAGACUCCCCAGCUGGCACUCGGGGCCCCUCCUCUCUCCCCCAGGGGAUUUUAAAUGCCAGAAAUAAAAACGUUUUUCAC